UAGAUUGUCUUUCUCCAUUGAGAUCAUGAGGUCAACAGUACGUGACAACGGGGCGGUGCGGUUCGUGCAUGUAUAUGUAUCUCCUUCGCAUAUCAAUUACGUGCUGAGGUCAAGCUGGAACCUCCACGGACCGAUUGUCGAACCUGUACUUUUAACCGAAAACAAAUAAAGAUUCGCGGCUUUUCAUCGCGAGAGAAGCAUUACAGAAGUCGCCCACUAUGAUGUCCACGGCGAAUGAGCCCAGCCUUCACCUUCUCCGUGUUAUGUUGGUCUUGUGGCUGUCAUGGGUUAUCUCUAUCAUCGCUGCCCAAAGCGCAUCGCCCAAGCUUAUGUGGUGUGCGAGUCCGCUAACUCCGGCAGUAAUAGAGUCGCCUAUUGACAAGUGGGUGGACGUCCCAGACACGAGUGUUGCCAUGGAGCUACAGAACGAAGCUGUCGUGAUGGUCUCGUACGACGUGUCGGUCUCCCACGUCACAGAUAUGCAGUCUGAAGGUGUCCCGGUAACAGAACUGAGCGAACUGUCCUUCCGGAUAGCAGUAGACAACACUCCGUACCGUCAAUCAGCAACAACAGUUGACGACCGAGAGCCAUUGGUCGUAGUAGCAAGUGGGUUCUUGGUACUCGAAAUCCCGCACGGGCACCAUAAUGUCAAGCUGCAAUGGCGGAAGCGCGGCACGCACGUACUCAAGUGGGCGGUAAGUAGCGACAUCCUGGAUGGGUUUGCAGGCGGACGAAGUCUCACCGUGUCGGCGCAACAUCGAUUCAUCUGGUACAAGCAGCCGAUCACCGCAGUCUCCCUUCUGUCUGUAAAUAAGUGGGAGGCGGUGCCCGGCAUGGCUAUUAACUUCCGCUUGUCGGAACCGGCCACGUUUCGGUUCUUCUAUCAGUUGCCUGUCCGCCCUGAACUGGUGCAAUACUCUCGUGAUACAGCAGCGUACGAUGAGAUUGAGUCGGCUCUCGAGAUAAAUGGACUUCGCUAUCGAGAAACAGGGUCGUACGGAAUUAUGGAGGGGUCUAGAAAGUCGACAGUACUUCUUCAAGGUAGUAUUAUCAUGGACCUGUUACCAGGGGAGUACAGCGCUGUGCUGUACUGGAAGUCGCUGCUAGGCUCGAGUCGUCCCUGGUAUUCGUCUCCAAAUGCCUUGGACGGGUUUGCUAUGGGGCGAGUGCUGGCCGCAGUAGGAGACCGGAGCAUGGACUCGAUGUCUGUGUACCAUUUGGAACAAUUUAAGCCGACAUCAGUGGGGGAAUGGUCGGACGUAGGAGACUCUGUGCUGCAGUUUACGCUGCCAAAAGCAACGCAAGUCUCGUUGAGCUACAAUUUACCUCUUUCACAGAGUGACAAUCCGCAGUUUAGCAGCUGGACCGAAGAUUCGUGGGAUCGCGUUCAAACUCGGUUAGUUAUUGAUGGAGUCGCAUACAGGCAUAUGUCGUCUCUGGUAGACGGAAAUGUCCGUGGAAUAAAAAAUGCAAGGGCAAGCAUGGUGCUACCCCUCGCUGCCGGUACCCAUACAGCCAGAUUGCAGUGGAAAAAUGUUGAUGGCAAUCAGUGGCGAGCAGUAUCAUUCAUCACAGACCAAAUUUCUUCGUACGCAUCCAUAUUUAUCAGCGUGAACACUUGGGAUAACGAUCCCAGGAUUGUCGCGCCAGCUCUUGUGUCAGGAGAGGAAGACAAGACCGUGGAAAUUGUAGAUAUUUCUAUCAGCGAUACGGAUAGUGAAAUGGCACUUGACUAUGAGGUGACAGUCACAAUGUCGGUGGAAUUUGGUGUACUAUCGCUAGAUCCGACACCAGGAAUCGCGUUUGCUUCAGGUAACGGAGAUCGUAACGAAUACUUGCUGUUCAGUGGGGCACUAAGUAGCGUCAACUCAUUUUUAUCUCGGGUGUGGUACCGAAGCUAUUUGAACUGGUACGGCGAGGAUGAGCUCCAUAUAAAGGUCGUGGAUCAAGGUGUGACAGGAUUCACGGCUGCGAGUACAGAUGAAAUUUAUGUUGUGAUACGCAUAGCGUCUGUCAACGAUCCACCACAGCUCAUUGUUCCGAGUACUCAGUUCUUGCUUGAAGACCAACAGAUCAGUAUAUUUGGCGUCAGGGUGCAUGAUGUUGACCCUGGCUUCGCUCGCAGCAACUCGACGUUUGAAAUGCAGCUAUUUGUACUGAGUGGUGUAAUCUCUCUCGGUUCCACCAGCGGAGUGGAAUUUAUUGAGGGUGAUGGAAAAGCAGAUCAGCUGCUUCGUUUCCGUGGUGAUCUACGCGCUGUCAAUUCAGCAUUAUUUGAGAUUAAGUAUCGACCUGACAAAGAUUUCAACUCGAUGCAGCACGCGGAACGGCUCGGAAUACUCGUGCGAGAUCUCAAUUACUUGGAUAACACCAUUACCGAUGCGUCUAGGAGCAUUUUGAUUGAGGUUCAGAGCUCUGACGAUCCGACUCAGGUAGUGCCAUUAGAGUUGUCUACAAUCACAUUUCGUGGAUAUGCCGUGAAGUUACUAGGAGAAACAACAGGCAACGAGCUGGUAUAUGUGCAAUUAUUCGCAAUGACGCCUGUCGGAGAAAUCCAGCUCUCAAGACCAAGCAGCGCAUAUCCUGCAGGUGUAACAAAAUUCCCCUCUAAAGAUGAACCAUCGAGCUCGAUAAAUUUAAGUGGUGCCGUGGCGGACGUUAGUGACAUCCUGCAAUCGGUUAAAUUCAGUCGAACUCCGUCAUUUUACGGAUACGAGAUCAUAUUCAUCCGGUUAAGCGCUACUCCGGAUUUUUCGAUCGUGGAAGACUCGACAAUCCAGAUGAACCUGCUCAGCAAUAGUUCGAACGAGCUUUGGUCAAUUGCUAAUGCAGCUCCAUCUCACGGGAAAAACGAAGGAGGGACUACUGUCUCAGUGACGGGAAAAGGCUUCCAGAGAUGGCCCGAUGAAGCGCUUUGGUGUCGAUUUGGCAGGAGUCCGCUCGUACAAGCCACUGUGAAAUCUGAUACACUUCUGACGUGUGUGACGCCUCCAGCGAGCGCUGAUCUUCCCAAUCGAACAUUUGUGAUGGUGACCAACAACAAUGACUAUUACUCGAAUCCUAUUCCGUUUCUGUACGAAGAAACUUGGACGAUUGCCUCUGCAUCACCAUCAGGAGGGCCACGGACUGGAGGGACUACAGUGUUGAUUAAAGGAAACAAUUUCCCUCGGAAUACUGCAUUGCAGUGUGCGUUCGGGAAAAAUUUGUCUCCAGCACUGUACUUAUCACCGUCCACAGUCUCAUGCAAGACGCCAAUGGUGGACAAAGGAACAACGGACGUAGAAUUUCGGUUAACAUCCAACGGCCAAGAGUUUUCGCAGUCGGUGUUGUUCAGUUAUCGAGAUUCACCGGAAAUCUAUUCCAUCAAUCCUCCGUACGGAAGUUCGAGUGGAGGGGAUAUUAUUGCUGUUACAGGAGCCAACUUUUUCUUGGAUUUACAAGCCAACUGCGUAUUCAAUGGGAGUAUUGUCACGGCGGCAUCUUUCAAGUCCUCCGGCGUGAUCCUGUGCCUGUCUCCUGCCGUGACAACUCUCACACUGGAAGGUUUGACCGUAAGCCUUGCUGUAGUACUUGAAGGAAGUUCGUAUGAGGCACCUGACAACUUCAGCAUUUACGCCCCACCCAUCGUGUCCAGUGUAUACCCCGCAUUCAUUAUGAGGAGUAGUGACAUUCUGACAGUGAAUGGGUCUCAUUAUCAGAACAUAAGUUCACUUUCGUGCCAUUUCACUAAUGGAGCGGCAAGUACCGCCGUUCCAGCAACUUUUGUGAGUUCCUCUGUCGUUCGAUGUCGCGUUCCUGUUAUUCCGAAACCUGGUGCUUGGAUUGGACUUGAUGUAUCGCUCAGUCAGGCGGGCCAUAUAUCGGAUGGACCUCUUAAGUUCCCGUAUCUGCUUCGCUACGCUCCACUUCCGUCAAUAACACCAACAGAUCCACUCGUUCUGUUACGGAUAGGGAAUCCACCUAUUACAAUCGAAGGCCAUGGAAUGAUGAAUUUGCACAAGCUUCGGUGCAAUUUUGCGGGUGCAGGGUGGACUUGGUUGACACUGAGAUCACCCACUUUUGGCGAAUGUGUUGUUCCGUUCGUGUUGGCUAAUGAUUCAUUUUCGCACCAAGUUUUGCAAGUGGAAAGUGUUCUAUCAUCGAAAACAAGUGUUUUGGCUGUGUUUGAACUCAUGGCUACAGAGCCCAUCGAGGUUCUGAUUGUGACGCCGUCUGUGGGCUUGAUAACUGGAGAGACAGAAGUGACGGUUGUCACUGAUAGUACUCGUUUGUUGGACGUGCUGGGGUUCGCUGAAUUAAACUGCUACUUUGGAGGAACCAACGUACCCGCGUCUGUUUUAAACAGCACUACUCUGUCGUGCCGCAGUCCAGCAACAUAUAAACCCCUUACAGUGCCUGUGGGAAUUCAGAUUGGGAAAACCAGAAUUCACUCGGUUCACAGCACAACAUCGUUUACAUUCGUUACUCCCAUCGGAAUCGAUGACGUUACACCAUCACGCGUUAGCAGUUCAGGUGGAGUCAAAGUGCGUGUGACCACAAGCGAUCACGUUAUGGGAGGCCUAAGUUGCUUAUUUGGCUCAACAAUUGUUCCAGCUGAGAUUAUUUCAGAGCAUUCCAUUGCUUGUGUAUCUCCACCGCACACGCAAAAUAUUGUUUCACUCCGUAUAGUAAAUGACCAAGGCCUUGUCAUGUCUGAAAAUGCGGUAAUGGUUGAAGUGCAUUCGUACUCAGAUGCAAUUUCAGUUUCUCCAUCGAAUGGGAUCGUGUUUCGAAAUACAACGAUUGGGAUCGAGAUGGAUAGGCUCUUCUCUGCUGGAAAUGUGGAGUGUACGUUCCGAAGUGGGAAUAAACCAUCUUCGGCUAAUACUGCUGCUUUGAUUACGUCUCUUACGGCAGCAGGAUGCAGUAUCCCACCCGGCGUAUUCACGCCACCAGACAGAUUACUUUUCUCUGUUGCUAUCGACAACUUCACUGUGGUAGAUCAAAUGGAGCUGUAUUUUGUCCCUGAUUUGGUGGUGAAAUCAAUCUUCUCUACCAUUGGAAUAGUUGGGACACGUAACCUGGUUCGAGUGGAGUUGGAGCCUGUAGGCACCGUAUCAACAAAUUAUCUGUGUGCCUUCGGAGGAAGUAUGACUGCCGGCAAAAUCAAAAGAUCAGCUAGUGGAUUAGUCGUCGAAUGUCUGUCGCCAGUUUCCAAUUUCACGAUGGAAGCUCCAAUUACUAUCUCCGCAAAUGGAGUUGAUUCUUUUGCAUCGGCGUACAGUGAUGAGCAAAUAUUUCGAUAUGUACGAAUGCCCUCGAUAUACUCUUUCUGGCCGCAUAUGGGAUCUACCAGGGGUGGUACUAUGAUCCUAAUAAAAGGCGACGACUUUAGUGAGCAAAUGAAGUUUGCAUGCAUCUUCAACGGUGACAUCGUGGUAGUAGCGGAGUGGCAAAACAGUACCCACAUAGCGUGUAUCACACCUCCAGAUGCACACGAACAAGGAUUUACAAGCUUAACUAUGGCGGAUGUCAACGACAACUUUCGAGUCCAUAUGCAGCGGAAGUUUCAAUACGCACAAGAUAUUCAGAUAACAGCGUUGUCUCCACAGACGAUUCCGAGAAAUUUCAAAGGAGUGAUACGUGUGUUUGGAGAUCAUUUUCCGCCAUCUUCAUUCUGGCAGUGUCGUGUAAAAAACGCUGUUGCAGAGGCGGGUAUUUGGGUGUCCCCAACCGAAGUGCUAUGCCCUAUCUCUCCGCAUCUACUUGGUGAAACCCAAAACGCUACAAUUUCAAUAAGUCUUAAUGGACAAGAGUGGAGCGUGGCACUACCAUUAGGGAUUGCUCGUAACUUCACGGUGCAUUCUAUAGCACCAAAUCUUGUCUCGUGUGGGAGAAUGGAGAAGCUACAUGUAUCGGGUACCGGGUUUUCGAAUGACUCGAGAAUGGCAUGCUUCUUCAAUCAGACAGCAGUACCGGCAUCAUUUAUAAGUGACACAGAGAUAACAUGCCACCCGCCAUUUAUCGCGAAUACGACAACACUAGAUGUCACUGUGUCUGGAUAUGACGGAUUAGUUGCGGACGGAACUCUCCUCGUUUCGUGUCUAAGUAGGCCAAUGAUUGAGCGUGCCCAACCUAACAGUGCUAGCUCAGCUGGCGGGACCUUAGUUACCGUCGUUACACGUGAUCCGAUGGAUGCUCAAAACGUGGAAGGAUUUCGAUGCUGCUAUGGUGAGCACAUAUGUUCGUCUGGAGUGAUUGUAAAUGCCUCAGUGUUACAAUGUAUUACGCCUGCUGUGGAACUGGGACCGAGCACGUUGAAAAUCGUACUAGGGACAAGUGAUAUCGGCCUAGUUAACUCGACCGAGGCGGCUUUCCGAUUCGUGCCGAAUCCCCGUAUAUCCAACGUCCUCCCGCCGCAGGUGUUACUAUCGCUGAAUUUCACCCUCUCUCUGUAUGGUGACUAUUUCGUGAAUUCUGACGAAUUGGCAUGUAUUUUGCGCAUUGAUGACGGUGAUCUUCGGUUACCUGCCCAGUGGCUGUCAAAAGAUCUGGUUACUUGCUCACAACCUUAUGAGAUGAUGGAGAAUUUCGUCGCUAAUUCAGUUUACGCACAAGUGCUACUUACACUCAAUGGCUACGACAUGAUCGAGACUGGAUUUAAUGUCACUUUGCUGCGUCCACCUGAAGUACGAGAAAUUGCACCAUUGCCACCCACUGCUGACGUGGACUCCCACCAAUCACUAGCAUUAAUCGGCCUCAAUUUUGACAGUAGCUUGGAUCUUAUCUGCGAGUUUGAGUCUCGUGACAAGUCUGUGGCAACACCGGUACAAGUUGUGAACUCAACGCUGCUGACUUGUGCAUUGCCACCAUGGAACAUGGGUAGUGAACUUACACGAGUUAGUUUGUGGUCACCAAACAGUGGAAAACUCAGUGAAAGCGGAGAUGUUUUAGUCAAAGGCAAUACUAGUAAUGGAGACACUUGGUGGCGACUACAUCCAAGCACUGGUUCAACGCAAGGUGGGGAUAUUGUGCAGCUUGAAAUGAUCGGAUUCAAUGUUGAUCCCUCGAACUGGAAAUGCUGUUUCAAUGAGCUGUGGUGUACACGGGUAUACCAAGCACGCAAGGGAGCGCCCUGGACAGUAACCUUACCAUUUGUGAAUGCGACAGGACUAGCGUCGGUCUCAUUGAAGGCAGAGAACGAAGACGCAGUUAUCGAGCAACAAUCGUGGUUUCUUUUCGUUGAUCCUCCGAAGGUGUGGACAAUAUAUCCUACCACUGGAAGCCGUAUCGGUGGUGACGUUGUCUCAGUACAGGGAGAGAACUUUUUACUUACGUCAAACUUGCGAUGCAGGUUUGGAAAUCUCUCCGUGACCCCGCUGUCAGUGUUUGAUAACCGGUUACUGUGCACCACUCCAACUCAUAUCGGUAAUUCUCUCACAAACCAGCGAGUAGGAUUUGAUCUCAUAUACUCGGAUGGAAACGCGACUGAGAGAAUAGCACAGAACCGUGGGAUGUUCCAGUUCGAGUAUGUUGCUAUCCCUGAUAUUGUCAGUGUAUUUGCGAGUUACAGUAGCGAUGAUGAAACAAUUAUACGCUUGGCAAUUAGUGGGUCUUACUUUGCUAGCGAGGAGACAUUGGCGUGCCGAAUUGGAUUUGAAGUGGUAGCUGCACGGAUGCUGGAAGAGGACAAAAUUAUUUGCUUUUCGUAUCAAACUCGUAUUCAACAAGAGCUGAAUGUAUCAGUUUCGAAUGAUGGUGUUCACUUUUCAGCAGAAACCUCCGUGCUGUUAGAAGCAACACACCCACUCCAUGUUUCUCGAUUGUCACCAACGUGUGGAUCUGUCGGAGAAAAGACGACUGUCUUGGUGUUCGGAGACAGUUUUAUAGAUGGACCUUACGAUUGUAUUUUUGGUUGGGAUGAUUGGCAACACCGUGUUGAAGGAAGAAUUAUUAACCAAUCCUGUAUGAAUUGUGAGGCACCUCAGUGGGCUUUAGAUAAUCCAAGAGAGCUACCCAUUUCGCUUCAUUCGAGGUCCAGUAUGAAGCGGAGUAACACACUUCUCUAUCGAUAUAUUCCAGAUGUUAUUAUUUCUUCGGUUGAACCGGUUCGUGGCGUUGUUGGUAUAUCUACCAGCUUUUCAAUCAGAGGGGGGCCAUUCGUGUACAGCAAUGAAACCAACUGUGUUUUGCUUCCGGCUCGUUCGAAUGAAUCUAGAAUUGUUUUCAGCGCAACAUGGAAAUCUCUUUAUGAAAGCGUGUGUACCAUCCCGUACGCUAUUUCAGCUGGAUACUAUAAGCUUGGAAUUACUCAAAACGGGGUGAGUACAGUCUUCGCUGACGAAGGUAUUGAAUUAGUCGCCCUACCCUUUGUCACACUGGCUACUCCUACCCGAGGUUCAUUGGAGGGGAGCACGACAAUUAAAUUCAAAGGCCACCACUUCAGUCCAGAUAUGUCCUGCUGUUUUGACGCUACCUGCGUUCAACUCGAAGUGUUUAACGAAUCGAGUGCGAUAUGUCGAACCCCACCUUAUCCUCCAGGGCAGGUUUCGGUCGCAAUAUUUUCUGAAGUGAUAGGACGGAUAUUAACUGGAGUCGUAUUCGAGGUUCUUGAAACAGCGCGAAUCAAUUCGCUCGCCCCUCCAGUCAUUGUAGUUGGCACCAGCCAGCCGAAAUCUAUCGUGGUGAAUGGGGCAAAUUUCUUCUCCGACUUGGUGCUUGGCUGCUAUAUUGGAGAUCUCACAAGUACUCCGUUACCUGUCGUUGCACAAAGCAGUACAAGUGUCACGUGUGCUGUCCCCAUCAUACCGAAGAGAAUGUAUUCAACAAUAGUUGAAUUGAAAAUUGUGGCUUUGACCAAUAACUCAGCUACAACGAUUGCUAGAGCUUACGUUGAGUUACUCGAAUUGUCCGUGAUCUCGAUGAUACUACCGCAAGUAUCAAUACCCAUGGCAAACACGGUGUUCGAAAUUCAAGGCACAUUUAAGUUUGCAUCGGAGCUGGCGAAGUGCAGUUUCCACUGCGAAAGUGGUGGUCAUAAAACUGUUCAGAUAGGAGCGAUCGCCUUCUCAACCGGCACUAUCGCCCAGUGCAAGUUGUCUACUCCUCUUCCUGUCGGGUUUUGCCACGUCACUCUAUCUCAGAAUGGCGUGCGAGUCUCGAGGAACAGCUUCCAGAUAUUGGUUCAUAGCCCGGUGCUUAUCUCUCGUGUUACACCCUCCACGAGUACGACAGUUGGAGGAACUCUUGUCACAAUUGAAGGAUCUGGUUUCCCAGCCAACAUUCAACCACUGUGUCAUUUUGGUAAUUUGAAUAUUGUAAAAGCGACGGCGGUAUCAAGCAACAGAUUAACUUGCACAACUCCAGCAAUGAGAAUGCCAAACAACACCGCAAUCGUGGAUAUGUGGAUUACAUUCGGUGGGAUUGAGUCGCUGAUACAGCCGUUCAAGUUCUCUGCUCCGAUUUCCAUCGUUACAGCAAAUCCAUCAUUUGGUCCUGCGGACGGGGGAACACGAGUAAAGAUCGAAGGCAUUAAUAUUUUUCCGGAGGUCGAUAUCAAAUGCUUGUUUGAUGGAAAUAUAACUGUGGUACCCAGAACGAUUAAUCAAGGAAGAGUAUUGUGUACUACGCCAUCGAUAGCAGCUGGAUUACACACGUUGGAGCUCAUUGUCGAAGGUGGUAGCAAAAUUUCUAGCAACUUCGUGCACUUUGAAGCUAUUCCACGCGAACAAGUGUUUCAGAUUCACCCUUCUCGAGGUAUUCAAACCGAAACUACCGAGAGAAAAAUUCGUGUAAUCGGCGACAAUUUCGUUGAUUCGAUGACUUUAACAUGCGUUUUUGACGAUGCCAAAGCACCUGCAACGGAUUUCAUAUCGUCAUCGGAACUUGAGUGUGUUGUACCGUUCACAAAAUUGGGAAUGAAAGUAGUGCGGGUAUCAAAUAAUGGCGUCGACUUUUCAAAAUCAUCGGCAGUGUACGAGGUGCUGUCUAGGAUGUCAAUUGCCACUGUUUCACCCCAUCAAGGAUCGUUCUUAGGCGGUACAAUCGUGGCUAUAUCUGGUGUGUUUGGAAAGUACGAAGGAAUUGAGUGCGUAUUUGGAGAAAAAAGCGUGGCUGCCAGGGUAAUUAAUGCAUCUGUCGUUGAGUGCAUCGCACCGUCCGGAAAAAUGGGUGAAGUUGUGAAGAUCAGCGCUCGUGUGUACAACACAUUAGCGCACAUUGAAGACGAUGUCGACGUUAGCUAUGAGUACAGCUCAGGACCCAUCGUGACUGAUGUUAUACCUUCUAUUGUAUCGCAGACGACGAAAUUAACAAAUGUGACGGUAGUUGGAUCAGGAUUAAACGUGACAGAAUUUAUAGGCUGUCAAUUCUCGAAUCAGCCUAUGCCUCGCUUGUAUCGCGAUGGUGGCGACAGUGUCUGGUGCAGUUUUGAUGCACGUUUCACUGGAGUAUAUGAGUUGACGCUCGCUUUAGUUGGAAACACUCGUCAUCAAAUAGUAACUCAUCACAGUGUUCGUGUGAUCCCAGCGAUUCAGCCGAUUGAUAUCUCACCGCUUCAUUUUGAUGAGAAGGGUGGAACAGCAGCUAUCAUAUCGGCUUUAAACAUCAUCUCUGGUGCGAAGUCUCUUCGGUGUUUGUUUGGCAAUAUAGUGGUAGAUGGAUUGGCUUUAUCAGAAUUCCAAGUACGAUGCAUGACACCGCCAAUUCGACCUGGACGUAUGUCACUCAGAUUAAGUCAGGAUGGCUUCUCUUGGUCAGAUAAAACGCUCGAAAUCGAAGCUUUUGCGAUGCCCAUGCUGUUUGAAGCAUAUCCAAAUCGUACUGCCGCGAUCGGGGGCGCUUCUAUCGUUGUUUACGGAACAAAUCUACGACCAUUCUCGACUAUGAAGUGUGUAUUUGGUGAUAUUAAGACACCGGCGAUCAGUGUUAAUGCAUCGAUCGUGAAAUGUAUUACUCCAACAUUACUCACAGCAGGUACUCUCUCGCUUGGAGUCAGCUUGAAUGGUAUCGAAGUCAGUGGUAACACGGUAGAUGUGGAGUUUUAUGACUUACCAAGCGGACUAUUUAUCCGAUCGUUUAAGGAACUACACGAUGGACGAUGGAGUGCUAGAAUUGAAGGAUCAAAUAUUUCGUCGAUUGAUGAGUAUGAAUGUCUAUUUGACAGCAAACCAUCGACAGGACUAGCCCGAAAUGUUACAUCAUACGGGCUGGACUGUAUUUCGGAUCCACUAACGCAACAGACUCGUCCGAAGAUGCUUACUUUAACUCUACAUGGAGAAAUGCUGUUGCAACAAGAUGUUACCAUGAAUAUUGGAUGCCCAAGCUCAGUUUACGGACUGUUGCCAACAGUGAUGAGACCAGGACAUAGUAAUGUGAUAUUUGUUGCUGGUUUUCGCUUUGAUUCUUCAAUGGAUCUGGCUUGUCAUAUAGGCCAGGAUACCAUUCUAGGUGGCGUAAAGUCGGAGAACACGAUGCAAUGCGCGCUACCAGCCAAAAUACCAGGAAACUAUACACUUGAAAUCACAUGUGCUGCUGGUUCGGAACUACUGGGAGCUUUCCACAUACAGUACGCCAACCCACCUCGUAUUGAGCGCGUUAGACCACAUAUCGUUCCUACCGGAGGAUCAUUUGACGUCGACUUCUUUGGAGCCAAUUUUGCCCGCGAUGACCUUAUUUAUUGCGCGUUCGGCUCUUCAGCAACGCGUGUCCAGGCUUUUUUCAUCUCAGCAUAUCAUUUAAGGUGCUCAACUCGUCGGAAUUGGAUGGCUGGUCAAGUUGAGUUGUCUGUGGUUCUUGAAACUCUAGAAGGACGCACUGAGAGACUAUAUCAAUCCCCUUUCACGUUUGUUGAUAGUAUCCCCGAAACGACUGUAUUGAAACCAGACUUCGGUUCGGCGGCUGGAGGGUAUUCUAUCAACGUUGAGCUGAAUGCAUCGUGGAGUGGCUACGAAAAUCGUAGCUGUAAGUUUGUGGGAGUAGAUGCUGAAUUUGAGGGUGUUCUGGGUACCACUGAUACAGAAUCAUUAGGUUGUCAAGUGCCACGAUUGAAGCCGGGAUCUUACUCGGUGUUGUUCUCACCAAACGGGCGCGAUUUUUUGUCGAUUCGGACAUUGUUUACUGCUCACGUGCCUAUCCAGGUGGAAAAAGUAAAUCCUCCAUUUGCACUAUCAACGCGUAAGAUCGACCUUACCGUUUCUGGUAAGGGUUUCCAGCGCUGGAUGCGUCUGAGAUGUGGCUUUCGCGGUGCGCAGGAGCAAGAUUGGGUGUCAUCAAAUGCUGAAUAUGUUUCAAGGACAAAAGUGAAAUGUGAAGCACCAAACCAAAUGCCUACAACCGGAAGUUUUCAACUUUUGCCGACUACAUCGCUCUUGUUUCCACUAUUAUUGAUACCUUUUGAGUACAAAUCUGAAAUCAUAAUCCACUCCAUAUCCCCGGACAAUGGCAGUACUAGCGGUGGAACAAUUGUGGAUAUAGUUGGUCAAGGAUUUUCGAGAGAUCUCGAUAUGAAGUGCCGCGUUCAGGGAGAAUCCUCAAUCGCAACGUUCGUGAACGCGACCUUGAUUCGCUGCCGAACCCCUGCUUCUCGCUCCAUGACGGUUCCCAUUCACUUUACUAUUGGAGAUCUGAAUGUUCUGGAGGAAUAUUUCAUGUUCACAUAUGUUACAUUACCUGAAAUAAGUGACAUCCAGAAGACAUCGAACGAGUCCGACGGUAACAUAAUGUCUGUCGAUACCAUGAUUGAUCCCAUGCCGCCCCGUAAAUACGAACCUAAGCCAUCGAUCCGUUUUAUCGAGCCUAUGUCAGGUUGGAUUCGAGGUGGCACUGCUGUUGUGGUGCACGGGUUCAGAAUGAUCUUUUCGCAUACUAUAGAAUGCGUUUUCGGAGAUGUUUCAGUAUUCGCAGCAUUUGUGUCGAGUCAAGAGCUCGAGUGUAUCUCUCCUCAUUUCACAAAGCCUGGGCGACACAACUUCAUCGUUCGGUCUGAAGGUGAGCAGUGGGAGAUGGUGACUCCACUCUGGUUUAAUGCAUUUUCGCUGCCAAGUAUUCUUUCCACGGAGCCAAAAUAUGGAGAUGUUACAGGUGGAACAAACGUUGUCGUUAAAGGGAAUUUUUCUAGCUCUAUAAUCCAAGAAAAUGUUGCUCUUUUUUGUGCUUUUGGCGAGACCGGAAUUGCUCCAUCGCGAUUCAUGAGCAAAAAUGAAUUGGAGUGUACUUCGCCACCUGCUGAGGAUACUAUGACCGUCGAAAUGGGGUUAUUCUUCAGUGCAAAAGAUAUUUUACAAGUGCCUUUUUCCUUUCACUACACAGAAAAACCAGAGUUUAUGUCUCUCAGCCCAGCUAUUAUCAGCGAACAUAUUGGUGAAUUCGUGACAAUAUUUGGCGUGGGAUUUCUCGAUUCUGGAGCAGGAUACUGCAGUUACAGCGGUAAUUCGAAAGCUCAUUAUGACAUGAUUUUCGUAAGUGACGAGGAGAUACGCUGCUUACUUCCACGGCUUAAGCCAGGUCUUGAAUCAAUUAGCGUUAGUUUCAAUGGAGAUACUGUCGUGUCAACUGGUCUCUUAUUGACCAUUAAGGCCAAACCAACGCUGCUCAGUAUGACUCCGCAGUUUGAUAGUGUCUAUGGUGGCGCUGUAGUAGAAUUCAGGGGUCUGAAUCUGUUUUUUGCGGAAUCACUUCGUUGUUUAUUCGGAACGUUAUGGUCUGAUGCUGCGCUAUAUAGCGGUAAGAUAACGUGUGCUGUGCCGCCAUCAAUGUCUCUUUCUAGUUCUUCCCGGGUAAGGGUUUCGGUGGUUAGUGGUGCUGAAGACUAUGCUACAGAGAAGUUUGAGUUGGUAUACACACUAACACCGCAAAUUGAAUCGAUCGAGAUUAUCCCAGAUAUUGGUAGAGGUUUCCAACGAAUUCAACUUUGUGGAGCCUUCCCAAACAUCUCGUCUCCCCAUUUCUUAAGACUGGACACAUUUGACGAGAGUACAGAGGAAAAUUAUAUUGUUAUGGGGAGUGCUGGGGAAAUUCUGAAUAGUUCAUGCCAAGUGUUUAAAGCUGGACCGACCGCAGAACGUUGCUCGUCAGGGUGUGAUGCCUUACUGUCUGUUAACAACCAAACCUUUAUACACACAGGAAAGCAUGUCAAGUUGACUCCGAUGAUUCGAAUUUUGAGGAUAACGCCAAUGUAUGGAUCAUUCCGCGGCGAUGAGAUUAUCCGGAUUGAAGGCAGGAACUGGAAUCCUUUGGUUCGAUUGUACUGCGUAUUUGAUGGAAGUCUUCAGACGAUUGUUACCGUGCUAAACUCUAAGUACGCAGAAUGCGAAACGAAUUCGCAUUCCGCUGGAUCAGUAGCGCUGAAGAUUGUGGUAGUGGAGGAAUCAGGAGCUGCCCAUAUCGUUAGAGUGUUCAAUUUCACGUUUGUUGGUGCUAUGGAAAUUGCGAAUGCUGCUCCACUGAUUGGUCUAACUCGUGGCGGAUCUCAAGUUCAUGUUCGUGGUAAGGGAUUCGUUAAUCGUCAUGAACUUCGGUGUCGAUUUGGGGAGAUAUCUGUACCUGCGCACUACGUGAAUAAUUCCUACGUUACGUGCGUCAGUCCUCCCGUGUUCAAGGCAGCGAGCAAAGUACCAUUUUCCGUCUCGUUAGGGCAAAUUUCUACCUCCAAUACUAACGACGCGAAAGUGACAUUCUCCUAUAUCAACACACCGUUAAUUCAAAGUAUCGAGCCUUCAAGUGGUAUGUACAACAAAAACCACUCUGUCAAGAUCUUUGGCACCGGAUUCGUUCAAAAAAUGACAACAGCAUGCCGCUUUGGAAUGGAUGCUGUAAACAUUCCAGCGACGACUGUUGCAAGUAAUGAACUUACGUGCAUGGUGAUAAUCAAUUCAACCGGACAUCAAAAGUCCAGAAUGCUUCCGAUUGGCUUAAGCAUAAGUGGAGGGACAUAUUUCGAGACUGGCUUCAGCUUCACUGUUUUUGGGCCGGUGGUAUUGACUGGAGCUGUUCCAAAUGCGAUAAUUCCGACCCAAACAGAUCGAAUCAAGCUUGAAUGUCUGGACGUGUUCCCAUCACGUGAUUGGCAGUGCAGAUUCGACAGUCUCAACGUGACUACAAUUGGUAGAUUUGUGUCUAGAACAACGGUAUCAUGUCUGACGCCACCAGCACGACUACUUAAAUCAAGGACACUGGUUGUGAGACUACUUAAUGCUGGUAUCGAGUAUUCGAUAAACGCUGUCGAGGUAGAGAUACUUCAACCACCGGAGAUAUUUGACUACACUCCAAAGUCCAGAGGAGUGUACAUGUCUUCGGCUCCUGGUGAAGAUAUCGUUGACUACGUGACUAUCACGGGAAAGAACUUUGUACCAUUCCGACGUAUUGAUUGUCGAUUUGGGUCUCUGUGUUCUCAAGGAACCUUUAUAAGUUCUACUCAAAUUCGAUGCCGGAUUCCAAUGUCAACUACUCCAAGACGUGUAUCACUGGCCGUUUCGUUCAAUGAGGUUGAUUUAUCGCCUGCAUCAGAGUUUUUCGAGUACCUAAUGGAUUUCAUGAUUGAAAGCAUUUCUCCUAUCAAUGGAGCGAUAUCAGGAGGCACUGUAGUACACAUUUACGGUGGCGAGUUUUCGAUGAACGAAACAAUUGUGUGUAGUUUUGGAGACUAUAACAGCGAUCAGUAUGCUAUAGUGAGUUCAUCAACAGAAAUCAUCUGCACUAGUCCCAGCGUCUUGAAAAUUGGCAAUAUUGAUGUUGUUAUUUGGUCGGUAACGCGGCGAUUGCGUGGAACUCUUUCGAAUGCCUUCACGUACACGAAAGAACCAGUGGUAUUGAUGGUGUCACCAACGGAAGCAAUCGAAAAAACAGAAACGCUGUUUAAUGUUUAUGGUCGUGGUUUUGUGCGUUCGCCGCUGCUUGGGUGUACAUUUAGUGGAGAUUCUGAUAACACCGGACAAUUAGUACAUGCGAUCUGGGUAUCCUCCACGCAUAUUAAAUGCUACUCUCCCCCAGCAAACAUAUCGGUCGGGGACAUUCAAAUUGGUUUGACCAACAACGGCGUUGACUUUGUGUAUGCAAGCAGCUCAGCGAUAAUUCAUUUCCGUACGAAGUUUGACGUAUCCGAAAUAUUUCCCUCUGCUGGAAGUACCGAAGGUGGGACAGCAGUUUAUAUUAGUGGAAAGCAUUUCGAUAAUGCCUACAGAUGCUGGUGUCGAUUCGGUAACUAUACGGAUCCUGUCGAGGCAACAAUUGUGAGUGACGAGGAAUUGAUAUGCAUCACCCCACCCUUCGCGUUUAUUACUGGAGAAGUUGUUGUCUAUCUCUCAGUCAAUGGCCGCGAUUUUGUCUCAACGAAGCAGACGUUCAGCUACCAUGUAAAGCCACAAAUCUUUAAGAUAUCUCCUACAAGGGGCUCCAUGGAUGCGUCGACUCUGGUCACUGUCACCGGUGAGGGAUUUUAUUCUGAAUCUCCUUUGUGCAAAUUUGGAGAAACUAUUGUUCAGGCGUACGUGGAGUCAGACUCGGAGCUACAGUGCGUCGCACCCACCAAUCGCUUCGCUGAAGCAGUAUCCGUUGAGGUAUCCCUGAAUGAUGGCGUGGACUUUACCCAAAAUGGUGUGCUGUAUACAUACGUGCUAUCUCCACGAAUCCGUCAGAUCACUCCUGUGUCUGGUCCAGCGACUGGUGGAACGUUGAUGCAAAUCACAGGCCUUAACCUGUAUUCUUCAAGGCUUACGCAAUGCUGCUUUGGAGAUCGAUAUCACUGUACUCAGGGGUGGCUGUUAAACGCUACUGUUAUUGAGUGCAUAACCCCACCUUCCCCCGCUAAACUUUCAGUGACUAGAGUUGGUUCACAGCGACUUCCAAUUCUCUUGGCUUUGAAUGGCCAGGACUUUGUCACGCUCAAAAUGCAGUUUGAAUACGUUCUUGACGCCAUAAUUGAAGAUGUUUCACCAACAUUUGGUGACAUUGAUGGCGGAACGAUGAUAUUUCUGCACGGUCGUUACUUUCGCUACUCUACUGGAUUGGAAUGUCGCUUUGACAACAUCCGAACUUUUGCAACGUAUUGGAAUGACUCAACAAUAUCGUGUGAGGCCCCACCUCACCCGAUAGGAAAUACAAGUCUAUCGUUUUCACUGAACGGACAGGAUUUUACGUUAGCGGCGUCAAGUUUUACGUAUCUUCGCCUCCCAUCGGUAUAUACAGUAACACCCAGUACUGGACCUUUGGCUGGAGGUUAUUCAAUUUGCAUUAAUGGGGCUCUGUUCAUGAGCACUACAAAAACAAUUUGUCAGUUCAUACAAGAUGACGAGACUUUUAGCGAGACGAUUGCCAAUUAUGAAUCACCCGCGGGAGUUAGUUGUAUCGUUCCGCCUGGCAAACAUUCUGGAAGAGGGUUGAUUUCACUAUUUGUGAAUGGAAUAUCGGCUGCUCGAUUACAGAAUAUGGAGUUUUUGUAUUACGACGAUGUUGUCCUGCAUAGAUUGGAGCCGUGGUUGUGCGAUAGUAGUGGCGGAUGCAACCUCGUGAUAUUUGGUGCCAACUUCAGACGAGAUGCAGAGUUCGAGUGUUGCUUCGGUAGUUCUGAACUGAAAUCAACAUGCGCUCGUGCAGAAUUCUUAAGCGAUACCAGACUGAAUUGCAUUUCCCCAUCCUUAAAUCGCGUGGGCUCCGUCGAAGUGAGUAUCAGAUCAUACGGCGUGGAGGUUUCAAGCAGAUCACUGCUACUGGAAGUACACCACCCAAUCGUAAUGGAUAAGGUCUACCCCGUAACGGGAACAUAUCGUGGCGGAACCAAAGUAAUUAUCACUGGGUGGCACUUCAUGUUCACACCUCAGCUUUCCUGCUGCUUCGAUGAUACUCAAGUUCCAGCCACAUUUGUCAACUCAUCGAUGAUAGAGUGUUCCACGCCUUAUGUUGGGAUAAAGUCAACAUCGGUGAGAGUCAGCAUGAAUGGCCAAGAUUGUUUGAAUGGUGGUGCUGUCCAGACAUUUACUUUCCAGCUUCCACCUUCAAUUCUUCAAGUAACUCCCAAUAGUGGUACACGAUUGGGUGGAACGACAGUGCUUGUGCACGGAGAAAACUUCAAAGUUAACGAAUCGACCUGCUACUUCGGCUCUACUCCGGCCACUGUCUCUGAGGUGCUGUCUGCCACUCAGAUGAAGUGCACAAUCCCAGCACAGACCAAUCCACAGCGUCUUCAAGUCGUUGUAGCUGACAAUAAUCUGGAUUACUCUACGAAUCCCGUAUUUUUCACUUAUUCUGCUGCAGAAGAAGUGAAGUCUGUGUCACCAGUGCGUAUGCCUUCAAUAAAAGGCGGCAGAAUUACUGUUAUCACCGAGAAUGCACGUAACAGCGCCAAUCUGAGCUGUUUCUUCGACCACGUAGCGGUUCCUGCAAUCUACGAAUCGUCAUCUAAAGUCCACUGUUCAACUCCAUCUCUGACACCAGGAUUCUUCAAUCUGUACGUUUCAAAUGACGGUAAGCUGAAGUCCCAGAGUUUCGGCAUUAUAGAGCUUGUGAAGCCUCCACUUAUUGCUUCAGUCGACCCACUUAUCGGCGACAUGGAAGGUGGAGAACUAGUUUCUUUCGUGGGAUCUCGACUGAACACCGUAUCACACUGUCGCUUUGGUAAUGUAUACGCGUCAGCCUAUGUGGUGAGCCCCAAUCUGCUCCAGUGCGAGUCACCAAGUCAAGCAACUUUUGGUAACGUUGUUGUCAAAUUAUUGGAUCACGGAGCUGAAAUUCCUUCUCAAGAGAUUCGUUUUACGUACCGAACGCCGGAACAAGCUACCAAACGUAGACAACUCUUGAUGAAGGAUAAAAAGAAGUUACUUCCUAUCCCGAUGAUCUUGUCAAUUGAUCCGCCUGAAGCACCUAUUAUCGGAGGAACACUAAUUACUGUACGCGGUCUAUACUUCUCUAACUCUUUGGAGAUCGCUUGUCGUUUUGGAUCUGUUGUCGUUGGAGCAAGGUAUCAUUCUUCUGAACAAGUUGUGUGUACAACACCUCGGCUCCAACCUAAUCAAUAUGCUUUCCAGGUUACGAAUGACGGUAAAGUGUUUUCAAAUAGUCCGACUAGCAUUUUGGUGUACACUGACGCGUUUGUCGAGUACAUAUCUCCCACACAUGGACCUCAAACGGGUGGAACCGCAGUGACAGUAUUUGGAAUGCACUUUCGAAAAGGUUCACACCUAAGGUGCAAAUUUGGAGACCUCGAAGCAGUCCAAGUGGAGAAGUAUGUGUCAUCAACAGAAGUAGUUUGCUUCUCUCCACCUCAGCGUGACUUGACGACCGUUGUACGCGUUGCAGUGACGAAUAACAACUCCACCUUCACACCCAAUCCGGUGUUUUUCACUUACACUACAACUGCAGAUUUAGUAUCGAUUACACCGAAGUUUGGCGGAAUCUCUGGGGGCACCGAGCUGUUGAUUCGAUGGUACAAUCUCGAAAUUAACUAUGACGGUGUUGUUACUUGUCGAAUUGGGGGUAUCAAUACUAUCGGACAAGUCUUGGCAUCAAAUGUGGUGAAAUGUGUCACACCCACCGUCAAACAACCUGGUAAACAACUCGCACAAGUGAGUAUCAAUGGACUGUCGUCCGAAGAAAUUGGCCAAGGUUUUGAGGAAUCAGUUUUCACAACACCAAGCUUGUACUUUGAAUUUGUCGAGGACAUUGUGAUUUACGAAUUGAUUCCCGAUUUGGGGCCAAGCAUUGAUGCGAACACAGUAAUGACAGUUCGAGGAAGGUGGUUCAUGAACUCAGUUGAUCUGGCAUGCAUCUUCCGCUCAGUAAAGGUUCCUGCUACGUUUAUCAAUCCCACUAUGAUUUCCUGUGCGGUACCACGAGACUCCCCUGGGAAAGUGACUAUCCGUGUCACAAACAAUGGAAUGGAUGCAUCAACCAGCUCCGCUUCAUAUUUGUAUGUUAAGGAUAUGUCGGUAACACGAUUAUUACCCUCAAAAGGAUUGAAAGAGGGAGGAACUACCGUGUUUUUCCAAGGUAGAAACUUUGUGAACCACUCACUUUUAGCGUGUCGGUUUGGUGAAAUCCUAAGUCCUGCCACAUACCUCUCCAACUCUGUCGCUGUUUGUGUUGCUCCACGACAAUUGAUUGAUUUGAGAAGCUCAAAUGGUACUGUUUCGGUGGAAUUGACGAGCAACCAGGUGGAUUUUACAGACAGUGGUCUAAAGUACACGUAUUUGCAAAAAUGUCCAAGCUCACAAUUCUGCACUAACGGAAACAUCCAAGCGUGUCCCAAUGGAACGAUUUGUGACUCGCACGGCAGUACAAACUUCUCACUUUGUGCUCCUGGAACUUUCCAACCAAGACAAAACCAGGUGACGAGUUUACCGUGUCCGGUUGGAUAUUUCUGUCCAGAUCACGGAAUGUCAAAGCCUUUGCUGUGUCGCGCUGGAAUGGUUUGUGAUGAACACGGACUGCGCACACCGGUAAAGGCGUGUCCUUCGGGUCAUUAUUGUCGAAAAGGGACAAAAACGGCAGAUAUCCACGACUUCACCACAAAUUCCGAGUACUCGAUUGACAAGGAGACACAACUCGCAACUUUUGUGGAGACUUCUCGAGCGUGGGCAUUGAUCCCUCGCGUUGCUCCUGCUAUCGAAAGCCGUCGUAUCGAACAUCCUCCAAGUUUGAGUAACUGCGACUUUCGACUAUGUGUGGAAAAUACACAUAAUCAAGAAUCCACCAGCACAGAUCUUCUUGCUGAACGACCCUAUUCGUGUCCAAUUGGAACUUUUUGUCGACGUGGUGUCGCUGUCCAGCAAUUACAGGCGAAUAAUUACAGCGCGCCACAGAAAUGUUACCCUGGUUUCUUCUGUCCGCGUGGAUCGUCCACUCCAGAAGGCAAGGGUCCGUGUCCAACGGGUCAUUAUUGUUUGAAUGACGUCGAUGCUAUUGUGUGUCCUGCUGGUCAAUACUGUCCCGGAGUCGGGAAUCUUCGACCGAGAGAGUGCUACCCCGGAACGUACAAUCCUUUUCCAAAGCAGUCGAAUUGUACAUUAUGUCCGACUGGCCAUGUGUGUCCUCAACCGAAGAUGUUGGAACCAGUAUUAUGUCCUGCUGGGUUUGUCUGUAUUUCUACUGGUCUGGCUGCACCAGUACUGCUCUGUCCCGCAGGAUAUAUCUGUCGGGAGGGCACACGAACGCUUGAUCCGUCCGAUACCAAUCCAUUCCGCCCAAUGCCCUGUCCAAAGGGGACUUAUUGUCUUGGUGGAGUGGCUCAUAACACUACAAUUGAUUGGAUUCCCAGUCGACCGGAGGGUGCUGUAGCUCCUCAAGUUUGUACCGAAGGCACGUAUUGUGAAGAAGCGACUCCGACUCUUUCUGGUACUGGUGUCUGCUAUGCUGGCCACUAUUGUCCUCCUGGUUCGAGUGCUCCGAUACAAGCUCAAGUGGGAAGUUUUGCGGGUACAACUGGGUCCGUAGUCUCGACGAUGUGCUUUCCUGGAACUUACACACCUUUGAAAGCUACUGUCGAAUGUGAGAUAUGUCCUGCUGGUCAUAGCUGUCCCGGAUACGGCACGUACAUUCCAUCGUUAUGUCCUCGCGGCUUCUAUCGAUCACUAGCUGACAGUAUCACGUGUCGAGCUUGUCCGGAAGGUACCUGGUCUCCUAACACGGGCUUAACAGAUAUUUCAUACUGUGAAAUUUGCCCUGCUGGACGGGUAUGUGGUAGUUCGGGUAUGAUCACAAUGGCUUCAAGUUUGCCUUGUGCUGCAGGGUAUGUAUGUGGUGAGGGAACAAACAGGCGAGCUCAGUUUGAUCACUUGUGUCCUGCUGGCCACUAUUGCUCUUCUGCAACUCCAAUUAGCCAACAAUACGCUAAUGUAUGCGAAAAAGGUAACAUUUGUGUUCGUGGAACGAAAACAAUCGAGAAAAACAAAAGCAAAUGUCCAGAUGGCAAGUUUUGUCCGCUUGGUACAGCAAACAGUAGUAGUAUCUACAUCAGCUGCCCCAGUGGCACAUGGUCAAGCUCAAAUGAGGACGAACUAGUGGACUGUAGUAUUCGAGCGGUGCCGAUUUGUGAUAAACUACCGGAAAAGCAGUAUUACCCGCAGUUCAGUUAUGAUUUCCAAGGAACUCGAGUGAGUUUCGACUCCACAAGGGAGACCAGUCGCACGGGAGAAGUGGAAGCUGUGAACGUCGUGUACCCAGUGAAUGAAUCCGCUUCUGUGCCGUUCUGGAAAAACGACACGGUAGAUACUAUUCGCGUAUGUCCGCAAAAAAUCGCUCCUGCUGGUGGCGUGUUAUUGACUGUAAUUGGUCGCAAUUUCCAAAAUACUGGUCGUCUUGUGUGUAAAUUUCAACUACCGAAGUCGUCGUUCUUUCAAAUUUCACCGGCGUUCUUCAAAAGCAGCACUAGAGUGACGUGUCGUGCUCCUCCGUUUAUUGGCAAUGAUACUGCAGCGACCGGGACUUCGUUCUCUCAAGCCGUGAAAGUGAGUGUCUCCAACUAUGGUGUUCACUUUUCCACCACUACGGCUAUACUCAACAUCGUUUCAGCCAAACAAGCAGCAGCGUUGAACAUAAAACAACUCAUGACAAGUUGUCUGAAGAGAGUGGAAGCCGAGGAAGGGUUCCGAAACAAUGACAAGGCGUGGUUUGCUCUCACUGGACUCGGAAAGGCUAAAUUGUCGUUUGAUUUCCGUCAUCUUCCUGGCGAUUUAGUCUACGAUGAACACUACAAGAUUGCAAUUUUUGUUAAGAACAGUACCUGUGAAGACCAAAUCUGUGAUUCCCGUGGAGUUGUUCUACCGAGUGGACCUGAUAUUGAGACGUCUCCGUGUCAUCGACCAGUUGAGCUUCCACGUUGGUUCUUAUCGACUGCCGUCAACAAGAAUGACCUGCUUAAUAUUACAUUACUUGCGCUGGAGGAUGUGACUUUCAAAGUGGAAAUUCACGUUAUGUAUGGAUUGUAUGCUUCCGUCGCACCAUUUUUCGUCAAUUCAACAACUGUGAAGCUCAAGACACCGACACGAAGCAACGUUACACAAGGCGUGACAGCCGACACGCGACCUUUAUCGCGCUCUAUUUCGUACGAAGCAAAGCUGGUACCUCGUGACUACACGUUCCUCAUUGCGUACUUCGGUGGGGAUGGGGACUAUACGUCACCACCACUUAAUCUUCCGCCAAAAUACGAAGCGUACGAGAGAGGUCGCGUGCUCUUGUCACACAACGUUAGUAGUACUGCUAAAGUACCGCUUGUGGCUGAUCCUUACAAGGAUGUUGUUACAGACACGUCGUACUGGUUGAUGCCCUACGGAUCAGCGGCAUUGACUCAUGAGAAAGUUGAAAAAUACCGUGAAACGUUUCAAGAAAUGUAUCUGGAUCCGUCAGAUACCACUGGCACGCAGUAUCUGUUCAAGUUUGAUAAGUUGCUGAUGUCGUAUUUACCGUUCUUCUCAAACUGUAUGGAAUACGAUUCGUAUAUCCCUCUAUUCGAUCUCUUUGAAAGUGAUCAAUGUCAGCUACCAGCUAUGACGUCCGAGACUGGAAAAUAUGGGCGUACGUGGUGGCGACGCAAGUUCCCACCACUACCAAAUCAAGACGAUAUUCGAUACGUGGGGCCAUUAGAUGUUGCUCAAGAACCGACCGCCGACAUUUGUAUGAUGAAUCUCCAGUGUCAUUUCGAAGAGGAUUUAGCGACGGCAGAUGUGACUCCGCGUUGGUUUGAACAGUCUAAAGGAACUGUUCUAUACUAUCUGUUGCGUGAACCAGGUACACUGGCAGACUAUUUGCGAGGUGGUCAGUACUACGAUGAGAUUUUGGACGAAUAUGGUUCGGACUAUUUCAUCCCUGUUACGGUUGACAACUCAGCCGCUCAGUCACUGGAAGGAGAUUGCUCGACCUUGUGUUUCCCGCGAACAGUAACCCUUAAUGUUGCGUACUACCAGCUAGACUCUCACGUCAAGCGCAUCAUUAUGGCAACUUUAGUGUACGACAACUACGAUCGAGACUCAUCAAACACUGCGUACACAUUCAGUGUCAAUCUUCAUCCACUCAACUACUUCCAGCUCGUUAUUCAGUUCGCAUUCGAGAAGCAAGUAUUCGUAGGAUUAUUUUUCGUGCUUGGCGGCAUGAUGACUGUCGGUGCGCUUAUUUUCUGGAUUGUGGUGCGUGUUACGUCGCAUCUCCAGUCACCCCCACGUUUCCGAUUCUGGACUGUGUUCGCUUUAAUCGCCCCGCCACCUUCUGUUGGUGUAGCAAUAGCUUCACUUCCUAUUUUCUCAGUGGUCUUCAGCUUUUACUUAUUACUGAACGGUGAUCAAUUCUUCAGUUCAAGUGGCUACUGGCUUAUGGAUAACAUCAUCCGACACUUCCUCGAUACCAAAAUCAAUCCUGAAGAGGUCGCAGAAACUCGAAAGGGACGCAUCGGGGUAUGUUUCCUCUUCUUCGGUCUCUAUCUGAUUGUACUAGGCACUCGUAUCUUCCUUCCUAAGCCUAUCGCGAUCUCCGAAAAGGUCAUGGCUGAGCAGAAUGAUCGUGAUGCCCAGGAGCGCAGCAUCUGGUGGCCUACUCAAUGGAAACGAGCGAAUAUGAUCUUUGCGUCAAUUAUGCUGGGUCUUUUCCUUGUUUUAAUGCUCGAAUUUUCAUUCUGGAGUUCGUUCGGAGAUUACAUGUUCUACGUGAUUGUAGCUCAAGAGAUUAUCAACGCAAUCAUGGAAGGAUGGAUCGAAUCCCAGUUGAAGGAGGCUUUGUUGAUGGCCCCAUUGGUCUCAGCUCUCAGUCUUAUCGGAGGAAUUAUGACGUUCGGAGCCACAGACUUUGGAGAUUUCGUUCUGGGCAAUACGCUCGACUUCGGUAUGAUGAUCUUGAUGCGCGUGUAUGCAGACACAGUCAUCGCAGCGAUCACGGAUUUUGUGAAAGAUAUUGCACGAUAUGUGUGGGGUAAAAUGAAAAUUAUCGGACGUGGUACACUUCUAUUAUUCAGGAGCUUUACGCGUUCAACUGCUGUUGUCGCGGAUACUGAGGCGACGAAAAAGGAGAAGAAUAAAGGCAAGGAAGAAGCUAAAGCUGAAGAGAGUAGUGAGGCGGAGACGGUGGAGCCCAUUAUCGACUUCUACGCAAUGGCGUCCAUGGAGCGACUGGCAUUAUUCUAUCAACCUGUACUGAUCCUCAUCAUGAUGUUCUUCCGGGAGGAAGUCAUGCUUCCGAUCUUGUACAAUAUUCGUGAGAAGGAUAUGGAAAUUUAUCUCUGGUACUCGCUGAUUAUCUUGCUAUUCCAACUCGUGACGGAGGUGUUUGUGUUGAACGUAGUCGAGAUUUUCCAGGGCUGGAAACUAUACGAUUACCUCGUCUACUGCCGAUACCGCUUCUUGCAACGCGAGAAACGCUGGAAAGGUAUGGAGCCGAAUUUGGACGAAUGUAUCGACGAAGGACUACGUACUCUGGACCAAAUGUGCUUUUCAUCGCAGUUCUUCAUGAUGUGCACUAUUCACAUCACUGGAAUUGUCUUCUUCGUGGUGGGUAUUGAGAUCAUGGCCCGAGCAAGCUAUAACCUCUUUGGUGACCCCGCUAUGCCACUACUGCUCGCAUUCGUGCUCGCAGUUUCCGUUUUCGUACGUGCGCUGGUGAUGUUCCUAGCUGUACGCUUUGAGAUCUGGAAAAUCAAACACGAGAACACUGCUUGGCUAGCAGCACCUGAUGAAGAUGAUGAGUUUGGUGUGCCACGUUGGGGUGAGUUGGAGAAAAUCAAAGGAGCUUCACACGAAGCCUACAUGAUGAACCAACGCAUCACAUCCGAUACAUUCCGUAACAAGUUCCUAAACUACAAUCGCUCAUGGCUAGUGAACCAGUUGCCAUCAAUCCUCACUCCACGUACCUUACGUCGUGCAAGGCCAUAUCUGUUGGCUCAAUUCGCCAAGAUCCUCGACAGUCUGAACCCUCAAGUCUCGGACGAUGAAGAAGACGACGACGGUCGUCCUCGCUUUGGCCCAGUGACGUUAUCUGCACCUUCACGCACAAUUAUCCGCCUCUGGUUAGCUCGUGCGCGACGUAUUCUGCGUCUAAAGACCGUCGUGCAGCCUCUGAUUCAAGCAGCUCGUAAGAGUGAGUGCGAAAUGUGCCUCUCUCGUCGCCAGCUUCAAGUCGAAAUGUCCAUUCCGAUCGAAGUACUUGGUGACAAGUUUGACAGUCAAAACCUUGCUGAAGAGUUCGAUGCUGCAGCCUGGAAAGAGUUCUUUACCAAGCACCAGAAGUUUAAAACGCUCUGUCUUAACUGCAUCGUUCACCUCAAAACCACCGGUCAGCUUGGAGAUCUGCGUGGUAUCGGCCGGGGUGAUGAUGGCGUGGGAGACCAAGGCCUGACUGCUACUCCGUUGAACGCUGCGUCUUAUGCUCUGCUGAAGGAAUGGUAUCGUAAAGCUCAAGAGCGAGUGUUCGGGAAGACUGGAAAGCGUCGUCAACAGCUCGAUGUGAGUGACGACGAAGAGGAAACGAUGCAACAUCACUUCGAAUGGACUCGACAGCCAGUGGCACUCAAUGCUUCGUCUACUGCAUUGGCUCGAAAGUGGCUGCUUGCUGCUCGUCAUAAGCUCCGUGAACCAGGUCGCGCUCGUGAUCAACUGCCGACAAACUUGACUGCAAUUCAUCCGUCCGUAAGAGGUGGAGCCACGCCGGUCCCGAAGCCUGCGAUGAAGAUGGGAGCAGCGGGUGGUGAAGCUGUUAAAGCGUCUAAGAUGCGCCGCAAAUGAGUGAGAUGAAGCCUAUACAGACAAGGAUAACGCAUCUAUAUAUCCAAAAUGCAUUGUUCUAUAACCACUGAGCUUAAGUGACCUUCUUGGCCAAGUUCUUGAAGCCCACACCC
Molecule: messenger RNA, 26779 nt
Organism: Phytophthora nicotianae INRA-310
Lineage: Eukaryota; Oomycota; Peronosporomycetes; Peronosporales; Peronosporaceae
Exons: 4
Coding region: 219-26666 (8815 amino acids)
Biological process (GO): homophilic cell-cell adhesion
Cellular component (GO): membrane
Molecular function (GO): calcium ion binding
Source: RefSeq, a predicted model, not a curated record